This is a messenger RNA of Penaeus vannamei (Pacific white shrimp), 3105 nucleotides long. Its product is annotated as transforming growth factor-beta receptor-associated protein 1. Gene Ontology annotation, cellular component: cytoplasm; membrane. NCBI's taxonomy places the organism in Eukaryota, Metazoa, Arthropoda, Malacostraca, Decapoda, Penaeidae. The record is from RefSeq and is a predicted model, not a curated record. Gene Ontology annotation, biological process: autophagy; vesicle-mediated transport; intracellular protein transport.
CAGUCGUAAUACAAAGCUUCGAAGAAAAACGUAUAUAUCAGACAUUCUGCUAUUUCUCAGUGACACAGACAUAAGGAAAGGCUUAUUUGAAAUAUGAUAUUAAUUUUUGCCGAUAGCAGUGUCCAAUCUUUAUUCGAUAUUUGAAUUGAAAUAAGAUAAAUGAAAACCAAGGCUUCGUGUGCCUUGGUGUGAUAAGCGAUCGCCGACUGUCAAAGCAGUAAUAUGUUAAUUAUCGACUGAGAAAAAUAUAAACAGAAAUAGUGAACAUUACUCAAUUCGGUAGACUGUAGGACAUAUAUAGAACUAUAGGAUAAAUAUGGCUCUGAAAGCAUUUGAUUUGGUGUCUGUUUUGGAGAGAGCUGAACUGAAGAUAGAAUGCCUGGAAGCAAGUGGAAACGACCUUUACUUAGGGUCCGAAGACAGCACCGUUGUUCAUUAUCUGGUGGAAGAACGAACACAUGAGGGGACUGGGAGGAUCGUUUACUCCACCAGCAAGAUUAGUCAGAAGAGCCUUGGCACAAAAAAGACUGUCACCCAGCUGAAAACAGCUUCAGCUCUUGGUCGACUGAUGGCUCUGAGCGAUGGGAACUUAUAUCUGUUGGAAUCUGAUGUUCUGAAUACCAUUGGCUCAGGCCCAAAAAUCAAGAAUGUUACCGUGUUUUGUGUCAACGAAAACCCCAAUAUUAUGGAUCCAUUCACUGUCCAGCUAUGUGUGGGCAAGAGGAGAUGUAUACAGAUCUGUUCAUUACAUGAAGAUAGAGUGUCCCUGCUGAAAGAGCUCUCAACCCCGGAACCCGUCAACAUUGCAAUGGAUGGAAGCUAUGUCUGUAUUGCUGGUCAAGGCCAGUACUGUGUUUUUAAUGUGGACUCUGGAGCCAGCCAAGAUCUCUUCCCAUAUGAUCCUGCAACAACAUACCCUCAUGUAAAAAGAGUUGCAAAGGAGGAAUUUCUUUUAGCUGGACCAGGAAACCUUGGAAUGUUUGUAACUGCAGCAGGUAUAUCAGAGCGGCCGCCUAUUCAGUGGACAGAUGGAAUCAAAUCUCUCUCUUAUUAUCACCCUUACAUUCUGACCAUCACAAAUCAGUUCAUUAGGGUUUACAGCUUGAUUGAUCAACAACACAAGCAGACACUGAAUUUUGCUGGUGGUGAAUUACUGGGCAACUUUGAUGGCCAGCUCUAUGUUGCUGCAAGUUCUUGCAUUUCUUGCCUUAUGCCACAACCAUGGACAAUGCAAGUUCAGACGUUAAUGGAUAGUGAAAGAGUAGAAGAAGCAGUACAGUUGGCAGAGCAUAGUGGAGCCAUAGGAAUGAGCCAGGAGCAGUAUCAUCAGCUAUGUCGAACACUCCAUCAGAGAGCAGGAUUUAUUAAGUUAGUGCAGGGUUUCUAUCAUCAAGCACAGGAAUACUUCAUCAAGGGUGCAGUGGAUGUUAGAGAGGUGGUUAGCCUCUACCCUGGAUUGCUUCCAGCCACAGUCAGCUUUAUGAGAGCUCAGCCACCUCUGCAUCAGUUUGCUGAUAUUGCACAAGCUAUGCAUGGAGAUCAAACUAAGAUAGACGAAGCCAAGACAUUCCUUAUAAAUUUCCUUAUUCAUCUUCGUGGUUCAGGAGAACCCAUUACAUACAGAAUGGAAGUUGAUACUGCAGUUAUCAAGCUGCAAGCAGAGAAACAGUCACCAGAUCUGUUGUUAUUCCUGGAAAGUGGUGACAUUGUCUGUAAUUUACCAGAGUGUGCUGAGUGGCUCCAAAGACACAAACAAUAUUUUGCACUGUCGAAGUUAUAUAGGGUGCUUGGUGAUUUAGAAAAGUCUCUGGAAGUUCUCACUCAGCUUGUUAGAGAAGAAAUUAAGGAUUCAAACUUUGGUGGAAUUCAAGAUUUAGUAGAUUGUCUGAAUUGUUCUGCAGAUGCUGGACUAGUGUGGCGCUAUGCAAACUUUAUUUUGGACCGUAAUGCAUCUGAAGGUGUCCGUGUCUUUAUGGAAACACAAGCACAAUUAGAUCCCUCAAAAGUUCUUCAGACUCUACAAAGAUAUCCACAAGCAAGACUCACAUUCUUGCACCACCUAAUAGACACAAAGAACUUGCAGGAGGAAAAAUACCAUACAGAAUUAGUCUUGCACUAUGUAGAUGAGGCAGUAAGACUCAUGAAUGACAAAUCAGCAUCACCAGAAGAGCUGGAGGAGGCAAGGAGUAAACUGCAGGACCUCUUGACCUCCUCUAGCCAUUACCAGCCACAGCCAGUUCUUGCACGGAUGAAAGGCACAGAAUUACAUGUUGAAAUAGCUGCUGUGUAUGGGAGGCUGGGAGAGCAUGAAAAGGCUCUCUCUAUGUUAGUGCACCAGCUGAAAGACUUCGCUGCAGCUGAACAAUACUGCAUUGCACAGAGUAAAGGAGCAAGCAACACAACUAAAUCAAAUAUAUUCCUCAUACUUCUCAAGAUUUACCUCAGACCUCCACCUGGAGGCACAGAAGAUGAUAUAGAACUUGCCCCGGCAAUUGAACUUCUGUCUGUCCAUGCAGGUGACCUAGAAGUAUCAUCAGUAUUGUCUCUUCUACCACCCAAUUGGUCACUGAGCAUUGUACACCAUUACUUGCGUGCAGCUCUUAGGACCUCUAUGCAUCAGAGUCGCAUUAAGAGGAUACAGCAGACAUUAGUAAAGAGUGAGAAUUUGCAGCAGAAAUUUUUACUAUACAAACUCUCCAGGGAUAUGGGCCCCAUCCCUUUAGCAGUGAACAGGAUCUGUUGUGUAUGCAAUCGAGGAUUCAACAUGUGUGAGUUCCUGAUCUACCCCAAUGGUGUAAUGGCUCACCCUGCCUGUGCUCCAAACCACAGUGUGUGCCCCCUCACAGGCACGGUCUUUCAGGUUUCGCACGACAACUCAAGCAAGGAGAGGACCAGUAGUCAGCAUGCCAGAUAAUGAAUGAUGUUUGUGGUUAGAUGGGGUGGAAAGAUAAUGGUUGUGUGAUGUUUAGGUGGGAUGGCCUUUGUAAAUUAUUCUUAUUAUGUAAUUUUAGCAAGCCUGUUGCUUUGUGAUAUUGUCUAUUUGCACUGCAGUAAGACUUGUUAAUAUGUAAUUGUUAGAAUUGUGAAUAAAUGUGAUAUGAGAGA